CCCCGGGACCCUCCUCUCUGUCCCCCGGUCCUCUCUCCCCUACCGGCGCCGCCAGCUCCUGGGGGACACCCAGACGGCCCCGUCCCGUCGGCACCUGCAACCUCGGGGGUAGCCUGGGGCUGUUCCGGAGUCGCCCGGACCCGAGAGGCUGCUGCACCGGGCCUCAGCCACCCCUCCGGAUGCUGGUGCUGCCGUCCCCCUGCCCCCACCCCCUGGCGCUUCUCUCCGCCGAGGCCAUGGAGGCCCCUCCCCCUCGGACGGGCCGGUCCCCAGAACCCGGACCCUCCUCCUCCACAGGCUCUCCCCAGACUUCGUCCCCUCCGAGGCCCAACCACUACCUGCUCAUUGACACCCAAGGCGUUCCCUACACCGUGCUGGUGGACGAAGACGAGGCUCACCGGGAGCCAGGGGCCAACGGGGCUUCGGCUCAGAAAAAGUGCUACAGCUGCCCCGUGUGCUCCCGGGUCUUUGAGUACAUGUCUUACCUUCAGCGACACAGCAUCACCCACUCGGAGGUGAAACCCUUCGAGUGUGACACCUGCGGGAAGGCGUUCAAACGGGCCAGCCACCUGGCGCGGCACCACUCCAUUCACCGGGCCGGUGGCGGGCGGCCCCACGGCUGCCAGCUCUGCCCGCGCCGCUUCCGCGAGGCGGGCGAGCUGGCCCAGCACAGCCGGGUCCACUCCGGGGAGCGCCCGUUUCAGUGCCCGCACUGCCCGCGCCGGUUUAUGGAGCAGAACACGCUGCAGAAGCACACUCGAUGGAAGCAUCCGUGAGCCGGGCUGCAGUACCCCAUGCACCGUGGGAUUGUGGGGGGAGCCUGGACUCCUGUCUCCCUGAGACGCCCAGCCAGCGCUGGAGGCUGGGUUUCGGGCCCUGGACACAAACCCAGGCCAUGUCGAGUGGAGGCCCAGCCUCCUGAAGGAGGAGCCCCUGAGUCAUCUUCGCGUGCUGCGUGUUUUGGAGAUAAGAUGGGAACAAGCCCUCACAUUGAGAGUGGCCUCGAGACCUCCGCGAUUCUGCGGCUGAGGCCUGACUGGAGGGGCUGGGGAGAGUGCUGUGUGGAAAUCCCCCGCCUCAAAGUCGUGGUUGGGGCCUUCAGGAAUCGGCACCAUCUUCCUGAGGCCUCCCCGCUGAUGGUGGGGGAAGGGGCCCCAGACCUGCCUCAUGCCCCCCAGCCAGGGCCUGAGACUGGACACCCAAUAAAUGCGUUUUCCACUUUGA
Equus caballus (horse) is the source of this 1224-nucleotide messenger RNA. It is a transcript of the gene ZNF581, whose product is annotated as zinc finger protein 581. Lineage: Eukaryota; Metazoa; Chordata; Mammalia; Perissodactyla; Equidae. The record is from RefSeq and is a predicted model, not a curated record. Gene Ontology annotation, cellular component: nucleus. Gene Ontology annotation, biological process: regulation of gene expression.